Messenger RNA from Cantharellus anzutake, 1357 nucleotides. RefSeq names its product class I glutamine amidotransferase-like protein. NCBI's taxonomy places the organism in Eukaryota, Fungi, Basidiomycota, Agaricomycetes, Cantharellales, Hydnaceae. Gene Ontology annotation, cellular component: cytosol; nucleus. The transcript has 4 exons. Bases 366 to 1157 code for a protein of 263 amino acids. The record is from RefSeq and is a predicted model, not a curated record.
UGAAGGAUAGAAGGUUGAGGCCAUUGAGCUCUUCGGUGUGCUUAUCUGUGGCAUGGCAGAAGGGGUGCAGUCGAUGACUCUGGAACGCGUUUCAAAAAAUGACGGUCAAAGAAGAUGAGAUCUUUCUCGCGUUGGAAAGCGUCCUCCCAAGUGUCUCGAAUGACGUAUACAUCGUCAUUGCCCUUGUGGAACAUAUAUAAUUUAUCCACGUGUCCUCAUUCCGUUCAACGCUGUCUCCCAUCUCCUUGCUUUGUUUGUCCUCUUACAUAAACUCCACAAUGUUGUACGCGCGUUUCACUCUGUCUGGCGUCUGCCGAGGUUCACUGGCGUGUGAACUAUAAGUCCCCCCACAAACUUUAGCUGAUAUGUCCAAGCAUGUGCGGAUCGGUUUAUUGAUAUGCGACACACCUCUACCGACCGUGGUCUCAACCUACGGCGACUAUCUGUCUAUCUUUCACACGCUGCUUGAGUCGUCAUUGGCUUACAUUGAUGGUCCAUGUCCAUCUUUUGCCCUGACGGGCUACGAUGUGGUCCAAGGGAAGUUUCCGACAUCUGAAGACCUCUCAAACAUGGAUGGCAUUCUGAUUUCAGGCAGCGGUGCAUCUGCAUAUUCCCCGUUGCCUUGGAUCGAUCCACUUCUUGACUUCAUCUCGCGGGUAACUAUUCAACAUCCGAUGGUGAAAAUUAUUGGCAUAUGCUUUGGGCAGCAAGUCGUUGCUAGAGCACUUGGCGGGGAUUGUGUUCGUAACGAACGCGGAUGGGAGAUUGGAGUUUACGAGGUCGAUCUCACUGAUCUUGGUCGGCGUUUGUUUCAGAAAGAUACUCUUCGAAUUCAAGAAAUGCAUCGCGAUCACGUCCCUUCCCUGCCACCCAAUUUCUUGCUCUUAGGCUCCACCCCUAAAUGUGAUGUACAGGGUAUGCUACUGCCGUAUGAGAGUCGGGACGUCAACAAUUUUGAAGACGUGCAUAUUCUGUGUGUGCAAGGCCAUCCUGAGUUCGUGUCUGACAUGGUGCAGAAAAUCAUCGAUGCUCGAGAGAAGUCUGGUGUCUUGGAUGCACCAACGGUCCGUGAGGCUAGGCAUCGAGCGACACAGGAGGAUGAUGGAGUUGGUGCAAUCACAAGGGCGAUAUGGAAAACCUUGGGUAUAACGUGUUAGAUGAUGACCGGUUGUGUCUAUAGAUUAUCAGUUUACGACUCCACGAAAAAUGAAUGAUCGGGGACUUGUAUUUAUACAGAGCUAUCCAAGGGGAAGACAUGUUGACGUGGCAUUCCAUGCCCAUCGUUGUUGUGGUUAUUAUGGGAAGCUUUGUUCCCUUGCGCCACACAGAUUAAUGUAUGUGCUCAGAUCAUGUUUAG